Molecule: messenger RNA, 2944 nt
Organism: Poecilia latipinna (sailfin molly)
Lineage: Eukaryota; Metazoa; Chordata; Actinopteri; Cyprinodontiformes; Poeciliidae
Product: nuclear fragile X mental retardation-interacting protein 2-like
Exons: 4
Coding region: 402-2324 (640 amino acids)
Cellular component (GO): nucleoplasm; cytoplasmic stress granule
Molecular function (GO): RNA binding
Source: RefSeq, a predicted model, not a curated record
CCACUGGCUGGAGACGUGGCAGCGCCUCGGGUCAUAUGAUUUUUGGCUCUUACACGAACCCCACCCCGAUCCUUUUCCACACUGAAAAAGAUUCCCAAAUGUCUCUCGCUCUUUAUUAUAAUGCAUAACGACAAUUUAAACAUCUGCACAAAGAAAGUCUUGCAACGACAACAACAACAACAAAAAAAUAAUCCCGUGCGAUCAUCUACAUAAAUUCUACACAUGGAUUUUUUUAGGAGCUGUGACCAUCCAAAACAGUGCCAUUUUUAGCCAUUUACUGCUGACGUUUACAGAAGCUUCAAAUAGCUUCCGUUUCACUCUGGUAGUGAUUGGACUGUCCUGUGCCGUGCAGUGAGCUAACGCGCUGACUGUGGAGCACAAGCCCGACAUUCUUCACUUCAAUGGAGGAACAGCCCAAAGAUCGGGCACAAGACAGGCAGCACCAUCACAACGGAGAGGACCGGAGCUCCAUUCAGCGCACGGCGUGUCUGAAACAUGAUCAGAGCCAGUUCCAGUGCCAGCAUCAGGAAACGCAGGCGAAGAAAACAGGUAGUAAAAAUGUAAACAUCACCGACGAGGAGGGGGAGAAAAAUCCACACCUGCCCUACACUGUUGGUAUGUCCCAUUCCUCCAGCAGCAAUGAUGAUAGACACAUAAGUAACCCAAAUGUGAAGCAGAAAGGGCUGCAGAAGCACUACACCUCUGUUCAGAAAGUGAGCAGCAAAUUCUCUGAGCAUAAGAAGAAUAUGGACUUAAAAAAUGACAAGGAGAAGGCGCUGGAUUUGAGUCAUUAUGAGAUUCAGCCUUCAGACAAGAAAGACUCUGCUUUGCUUCAGAACGGGCUUGUGAAUUGUGGCCUCAUCACUAACGGCUAUUCCAGUAAGGACAAUGACGGAAGCGGCUCCGAAGGCGGAUACACCACCCCGAAGAAACGAAAGGGCAGAUGCGGCAACACCAAGAGUGCCGAUAAUGUGACGAAAGACAAAGAGAGAGACAUGCAGCCACGCCACACUACGCAGGAGCCGGGGGCCUCGAGUGUCGAGACGCCCGAGAAAGGAACAGCGUACAGACUCGACGGCUUCCGGUCCGGCUACAAAGCAGAAGCUCAGACGACGGCUAAACGGGCCGUCGCGUCAGAGACUUCAGUCGCCGAACCUCAGAGGAAAACCUCUGAAGGUAAAGCAGCUAGCACGUUUGGUAAGAAAGCAGAGGAAAAGCACAAGGGCAAGCUUUCCUCACCUUCAAAAGAGGACUCGUGGACUUUGUUCAAGCCCCCUCCUGUAUUUCCUGUGGACAAUAGCAGUGCUAAAAUAGUUCCCAAGAUCAGUUAUGCAAGCAAAGUAAAAGAGAACCUCAAUAAAGUAGCUCAAGGCGGAGGAGAGGCAGCGCCUCCUCCUGUGAGACUGUCCCAGGUCCCCAUGUCUGCUAUGAAAACUAUCACCUCGGCUAGCUUUACUAACGGUCCUGUUCCUGGGAACGGGAACGGCUGCCCGUCCGUGGGCACCUUCUUUGCUCCUGCUGCUAGUUGUGUUCAAUCAGCCCCGUCUGUCCCAAGUGGCGAGAAUGUAGCAUCUUCUUUGGAAAGUAGCUGUAGCUCUACGACGAGUCCCGUAGACGGCGAGGCGAGCGAGCUCAGAAAGUGUACUGUUUUAAUCUACCCUUUAAAUAUGCAACCCGUGCUCCCGAGCGCUCGCCACCUCGACCCACCGGCUGCUCAGACAAAUCAGAAAGCCCUAGGGGACAUCUUCCAGAACCAGUGGGGGCUCUCGUUCAUCAACGAGCCCAACCCGGCUCUCGACGGAGGGAACGGGUUCGUGCCUGCCGAGGACCAGACUUCUGUGACUUCUCACAACGGGAGUCAGGCUGUCCCAGCCAAGGUUGCCCAGCCCCUCUUUGACAUUAGCCCAUUUCUAGAAGCUGAAGCUUUUUCUCAAGAAGCGGAGAAAAGGACUUGUGCCCCCUGCCAAGUAUCCAGUGUUUGCUCUCCUGCUAGCACGGCGAGCGAGGAGGAGACCAAGCUGCAGCCAAGUGUCCAGGAAAAGACGAAAGUGGAGCUGAAGGGAGUGGGUUCUUCUCUGCUGGGCCCCAGUAAAGACAACGGUGCUAAGCCUGCAGUGGGCCAGCAGACAACUGUGCUGUUUGGUUCCUCUAAAGAACAGAUCCACCCAAAAGACGUUGGCAGGAGGUCCAGCUGGGGUUCCUUUGACCUUAAAGCUGCCGUCACCUAUCACACUAAAGAAAUGGAAUCCAUUUUCAACUUGCAAAAACAAGAUCCAAAAAGAAUAGUGUUUUAUGAUGAGACCAAGGAUGGACCUGAUCAGUGAGGUAGAUCAUCUCCAGUGCUUACUGUCUUCUCCUCUGGGUGCUGCAGUUAUCUACCUUGGAAAAAGUAAAAAAACAACAAAAAAAAAAAAAAAAAAAAAAAAAAAACACACACACACAAAAAAACAAAUCCUGUCGGAUAAAAGUGACAACUGUGAAAACACUGAUAGCUAAGCAUGAUUUUCCUUGGAAACUCGGGUUUAUUGAAACUUGUAUUUUUUUUUUUCCUUUGGGAGCGCACCAGACAAAACAUACACACACACACAUGCAGACACACUCUGGAUGGACGUUAAAAAGGAGUUGAUCGGUGCCUCUCCAACACGAUGAAUGGACCUUAACGACUUCUAGCUGUGGUAGUCCUCGUCUCAUGGCUUUUAAGGGAUAAUGUUCGGGAGUUCACAAAGGCAGGUGUCUCGGACCGCACCUCCUUAAGCCUUUAUCCUGUCGAACUGUUGGGAUGCCUCCGUCGGUUUCUUUCUUCACUCAUUCAAAUGAGUUCACUGUAGAUACGUUGGACGUUCCACACAGAUCUGCGCUUGAAUUAGUGGUGAAGGAAAGGAGACGAUUGUUAAAGAAAUGCCUUCUGAGUUGUAGAGUAAAAGGUGUUUUGCAACCCUGUUAA